Molecule: messenger RNA, 1216 nt
Organism: Suillus paluster
Lineage: Eukaryota; Fungi; Basidiomycota; Agaricomycetes; Boletales; Suillaceae
Exons: 3
Coding region: 85-1158 (357 amino acids)
Source: RefSeq, a predicted model, not a curated record
GGUACCUCUGGUCCUCUGAAGGCAUUGAACCAUUAUUCCUCCCCAUUGAGACAUGCACGUUCCCGAGACUGCUUGUCGUUAUCAAUGGCUCUACAUCCGACUGGAUUCUUGCAUCUCUUCCUGUCCCCCACGCUGCGUCGUUGUUUUCUACCAGCUAUUCAUCUGGAUUUGAAAUCAAUUGCAACCCGUUGUGCUGCUUUGGAGGACUUGUCCGUCAAGGUCUCUUAUCCUUAUCAAAGCACAGCGGAUGAGCUGUCUCUACUGUCUGACAGUGUCCGUUUGUGCAAGCGGCUUGUAACUCUGUCUUGUCCACCUCUUGACUGGGCAGCAUGGGAGCACCUCUCAAACCUCCCUACCCUUCGCACAGUGACGAUUUGUGGCGAAGUUCUUUCCCCAUUGGACAGGGAUAAUUUCAUUUUCGCAUUUUCCCUCAACGUCACGACUCUUUCUUUCCAUGUAAACACGGCUUCAUAUGUUACCUCACUCAUGCAACACGUAGAAUUCCCCUCGCUGAAAGAGUUCAAGAUGGUCCUGCGUAGUUUGCCUUGGGCAGAUGCUGAGCAGCUUUUUCGUGCACUAUUACAGUGCAAAGCAACCCUUGAACACAUUGACAUUUUAUCCCGUGAUCAAGGAGUUCGGGAGCCCUCAUGUGGCUCUUUAACAGCAAUUACACAAUUCCUUUGUUUCAUGCAGCUCCGAACCCUGCGACUCGCUUUUCCUCAUUCCUGCAUCGACCUUGACAACGACCUUCUUUUGGAAGCCAUGUCAAGUUGGUCAAACAUCCGCGAUCUGAAAUUAGAGGACCCAAAUCUUCGUUCAGCUACUAUUACAUUCCGCGGAUUGUCCACAGCCCUCCGUCAAUGCCCCCACUUGCAUACUCUGCACAUACUAAUGGAUGCUGUGAACAUCGAUAUUGAUCCUAAAGUCGAGUCAUUUCAUCACACAUCCCUGCAAACAUUGGAUGUACGCUCCUCUCACGUAGCGGAUAGCGAAGCCGUCGCCCAUAUCAUCUUCUCUAUGCUUCCUUGCGUCGACAACGUUAUUUACGGCUACAGUGGACGCUACAUCCGGUACGCGUGGCACGAUGUCAACAGGCGUCUCGAAUCUCUCAAAUCUUCUGCGGUCAUCGGCCGACAUACCACCGGAGCAGCCGCAUAGACCUGAGCUCAGGAUAUGUACAUGUUUGGGCAAUCGUUCUGGAGCUGUUAUCGCAUAU